AGCGGACGGACUCACGCAGCAAACGUUCAGUUCAUUCAUCGCUUUGGUAGUUGUCGAGUGUGUACUUAGGUCGGGUCCGCUUUUCCGUCACGACGAAAAUCCGUUUUCGCUCUAAAAGUCACCGUGUUUAUCCGAAGUUUAGCAAAAGAUAAAGAGCAAAUAGCAGCAAAUACAAAGAAAAAAAAAUCGAAUUCAACUCUCCGUUUUCGGCACGUCCAAGUGUAUCUGCCGUCGAGUCAAAUCCGUCAGUCGUAGUUUGACCACAUACGCCUAAGAGCACUAGCGGCCGUCAGGACAUUAUUAAAAGCAAAUAAUAAUAGUCCCGUGCGUUUUGGCUGAUUUUAGCAGUAGCGGUAGUAGCAUUUCCGGUGCUUUUAGCCACGUGUGUGAUCAUCAUCAUCGGUCGCGGUUAUAAAAGUGUGUAUUUUGUUUUUGGUCAAAAGCAAGAAAGCUUACACGGCUCUGUUCCGAAUCCUUUGGUAGAUUACCGUGUAUUUGUGUGUAGUGUGCGAGUGUUUAUAUGAGUGAUUUGUCGAGCUUGAAAAUUUCAGCACCCCAAUAUAAGUAAGCGGGUGUUAAUUGUAUGUGUGUGUGCAUUUUUUCCACCGUGAUUUAGUAGCGAGUAGAGGUAGCGGGAAAGAAAUUGAAGAAAAUAAGCUUAAAGAGAAAUAAUUAAAAAUAGCCAAACCACCCGCCCCCACGGUAUUACCAAUCGAGUGAUUAGCGAAAAGUUUUGUGUGCACUAUCUCCAAAUUUAUAGUGCAUCUGGAGAAGGUGAAGCGAUAAAGGAGUGAAAUACGUAUCGUAAGGAAAAGCCAUUUCAACGUUUGCUGUCAACCAGGAAUUAAUUGUCCGUGUCGUUGACGUACCGCGUGUUAAAAAAAUAACCACCCAAAAAACCUUCGCCUCGUAGAUUACAAGCCGAACAACCGCGCGCAAAACAAUAUGGAGCACCAGAAUCAGGACCUCGGUGUGCACCCGGGCAACAAUCAGGCUGAGGUGCCGAACGAUCCAGGAAAAAUGUUCAUCGGCGGUCUCAGUUGGCAAACAAGUCCAGAAAGUUUGAGAGACUACUUUAGCAAAUUUGGCGAAAUCACAGAAGUUAUGGUUAUGAAAGAUCCCACCACGAGACGAUCGAGCUCGUCUGCGAUGGGAUUGGCUGAUUCCUCGGCUCCUCUGUACUCGCGACCAAGGGGUUUCGGCUUCAUCACAUUCGGCGAUCCAGCCAGCGUAGACAAAGUGUUAGCACAUGGUACUCAUGAAUUAGAUGGCAAAAAGAUCGAUCCCAAAGUAGCAUUUCCAAGGAGGGCACAUCCAAAGAUGGUGACGAGAACGAAGAAAAUAUUCGUGGGCGGGCUCUCAGCGCCAACCACGCUGGAGGACGUUAAAAGCUACUUCGAACAAUUUGGACCGAUUGAAGAUGCGAUGCUUAUGUUUGACAAACAAACCAACCGGCACAGAGGCUUCGGAUUUGUGACAUUUCAGAGUGAAGAUGUAGUUGACAAAGUUUGCGAAAUUCACUUUCAUGAAAUCAAUAACAAAAUGGUCGAAUGUAAAAAAGCACAGCCCAAAGAAGUGAUGCUUCCAGCGAAUCUGGCCAAAACGCGCACCGCCGGGCGUGGGACAUACGAUUUUAUGUGGUCGCUGGGGACAUUACCUGAUGGUUUCCCCGCUGCCGCAUACGCUGCGUACGCAGCCGGUCGUGGCUUCUCCGGCUAUCCGAGCUUUGGACUACCGUACCCAACAGUUGACAUCACCAAUGGGCAAUUGACACCAAACAACAACACACCGUUACUGACGCAGGCUCUUUCGGUGAUGAACAACUAUCAGGCCGCUGCAGCAGCUGCCGCGCAAGGUUUUGGCCCGCCAGCAUCGCCCCAUACCACCACCACCCGGACCGCAGCCGGCUUCCCGAACGCCAACUCGCCCGGACCGACGAUCGACAUGUACAGCUCGAGCGCGGCAGACAGCGUCGGAUACGUUCAAGCCACCAGCCCGCAACCAUCCGGAUUCCCAGCGAUCGCCGUCAGCCGUGCCCCGCUAAAUUACAGCCCGGGAACUUCGUUGUACGAAUCGUUCCAGGGCCAACUAAUUCCAGCGGCAUUCACCAAUGGCUACCAUUGAAACAAACUAAGCAAUAUUUGAUCACCAUCGCUAGUACUUUGGACUGGAGUUUGAUAACAGUAAGCUUGUAAACCGUGAAUUUUGCUGAUAAACCAUUAAAGCGACGUGCAUGGGAAGGGCAAGAAGAGAAGGGAAGCGAACCAAAACUACAAAACGCAGCAAAAUAGCAACAUCCUUUUACAGAGUGUCAGUUAAAGCACCAACAGCAGCAGCAGCAGCUGGCCAUCAUUCUCACCCUCACCAUCAAUGCCAUCAUCAACAUCUCAGCUGCCGGUGAUCGUAACGACGCUAAAAUGGCUGUAAUCGUGUGUGCCAAGGAAGUGGUUGGAUAGGAGAAGCAUUAAAACAUAAAUUUGGUUGGAUUCGGUGGCAGCAGGCAGACUCAGAAGUGCAGAGGAAGAAAAGUACGGUAUGAUUCUUUAUAUGAUCGAAUUGCUUUAAAUAUGCGGGAUGCGGUUUUUUAAUGCGGAAUCGAAAUGAAUUGUUUGUUAACAAUUAUUUUUAAAACGGUGACAUCAGUUGUUGUAAGAAAUUUAGUUAUAUUUUCAAGUGUGCCCAGAUCGUUAAGAGGAUAGCAGAAAAAACAACGUUUUGGUAUAAACGCUAGGUAGCUUAAUGAAGGCUACAAACAUUACGUUUGAUUUAAUGGUUGCGUAAGAGAAUGUUUUAAAAAUUCAUACAAUGCCUUAUGGAAAACACUGAUUUUGUUCAAUAUCAAUCCGCGGUAUAAUAAUAAGGCCAUUCUUUUGUUUUUAGUGUUAUUAAGCUAAGCAAUACUUUCCUUGUGAGCGAACAAAUAUUAUUUCAUAGAUUUAUUGGCAGAAUAUUUUCCAAAUGUUGUGUGACCAACCGUUGACGCUACGAUUACUGUGAAUGGUCGCUAAAAAAACCCCCAUUUUGCGCUGUGUAGUGUUGGUGGUGGUUGUCAAUUACAACAUAAUUCCACACUUGUUGCUAGUAUAGCGUGCACAACGAAAGCAGCAAGCAUAAAUGAGCCCACCUUUCCCCGUUCUUGUGCCACAACAAAGCACAGAGUGGAGAAAAACGACAUUGGCUUUGAGUGUGCAAACAUCGUUGCAGUUUCUCAUAUAUCUGUUUUGCUUUUAAAGCAUACAAUACAUACAAAUAAAGCUGCUACUGCUGCUAAUGCUGCUGCUGCUGCUACUGGUUGCUGUUGACACGUUCGACUGUGCAUUGUGUAACCCGUUUGUUGUGCCCAUGCACGGUGUUUGCUUCUUUUUCUCCCUUUUAGAAGACCAAAAUACCACCCUCCCAUGCUUAAGGUGAAGCCUGUCAUGCUGUUUUGUGUGGUCUGGGGUCGGGAGAGUAAUGGGCAAUCCAGAAAUUAAUUUAAGAAAACACACACACAAACUCACUUAACAUCGAGUGAAGCGGCAUGUUACAAAAAUGGCAAUUUUCAUCAAAAAAAAAAGCAAGCAAACAGCAAAUGGUAUGAGAAGAAUGAUAAUGGAUAAUCGAGUUGAAAAUAAAAUUAUUAAAACAAACAACAAAACAACAAACCCAAGUUGUAGCCCAAGUUACGCGCAGAAAGGCGUGCAGAAAUAAACGAUAUAUACAACUCGAUAUACUAAAUUGAAGAAAUAAGAAAAAAGGAGAACAAAAAAAAACACACACAUUAUAUAUAUAUAUACGUUAAGGUGAACAGAAAACUAAACUUCAUUGUUUAAACUAUGAGCUAAACGAAACAAACAUCAACACGAUUUGUUUUCAAAACCCCAAAUUUGUUAUUACGAAUAAUUACUAUUUACUUAAUGUCUUUUUGAAUUUAAGCCAAUUUAAAAAACAAAUACUUAGCUAAAUGAAACAAGAAGAAAAAACAAAGAACAAAGAAUACUACAUCAUGCAAAAAAAAGGAACAAAAACAAUGCAAACAAAAGUGAACAAAAAAUCAUCAAAAGAACCAAAAAUUUACCAUUUCUAAAUGCAACACAAAAUACAACACACCACCCUCCCUUUCAAACGACGUACACUACGCCUUCCCUUUUCCUUUUUUUUUUGUUUCCACCAACAAACAGACCACAAGCGGACCGCACUUAGUAGUGGAAAUGGGAAUGCACUGGUUGCACUCUCCCUGUGCGCUCCAUUUGGGAUGCAUUGGCCCACUGCACUAGGCAGCAAGGGUAAUGCAAGUGAACAAAAAUUUACCAUCAGUGCAUCACCGUUGUACAGGCGUACCUACACGCAGACUAUUUAGCAGCUACUGUAAGGAUAAGCCAUUUUUUAUCCCAAGCAGAUUGCGGGUAUGUGUAUGUGUGAGCAGUGACAGGCUGUGCAGUGAUGCGUAUUUCAACUUGACACGGAACGACACACAAAAAGAAGGAAAAAACAACAUAAACGAAUAAACCUACCUUCCCCUCUACUCCCUGUUGCAACCUGGUCCUUAUUAAAAAAAACCAAAUAUUACAUUGACAUAACGAACACACGAAUACACACUAUCAAUUAUUGAACAAUUAUUACGUUUGCUACAAGCAUAUUAAGAUUAACGUAACUUUUUUUAUAAUGUAAAACAAAAGGAAGCUAGUGGUCUUAGGUAUAAAAAUAUAAAUAUAUGAAUAUAUAUAUUUAUUGAAGACAAAAUGAGGCGAAAAAACAAACAAAAUACAAGGGCGAAUGAUAAAACAAAAGGAAAGCCCUUACUACACCACUAUAUACAGAAACACACAGGAAAACAGGAUGAUAAAUCAGGCAGCAAGAGAAAUACACACAGACAAACUUACAGGAGUGCAAGUGGGCAAGCAAGUAGUCGAGGUGCAUAAUCGAACGACAGAAAUAACCAAACGUUACAACCCGUUUUUCAAAACUGUACACAUUUGUGCAAAAAGCCACCCCGAACUUGUCAAUAAAGAUCGGGAUGACAGUUUUGCUUUUCGUUGUAUUUUUUCGAUUGUUUGUUUGCAUCCACUUGCACCAUUUUUGCUACAAAGUGUGUGGAUUGGGCCGAUGUGUUCUAGCCACAGCUAAGCCGAAAAACAAAAACAAAAAUUGCAACCGAACGAAAGCAAACAAUGCUCGAUAUAAAGAUAUGAAAUUUUACCACUUUUAAUCGUCGCCGUUACUUUUUACUGUUUCUUCUUCGUUUCUAUUCCUGUUUCCAUUUUUGCAACACGUGUAAAAGGUGAAACAAGCAAGGUAAAAAAUAAUAUAUACAAGGACGAGAGGGGAAAAGGUUCAAAGGCAGCGCAAGCCGAACAACAACACUUUACAAUAAUAACAAGAAACAUAACACACAAACACACAGAAAAACAAAACAAGAACACAAUUAUAGUAAUUGAAUUUUUCCCCUCCCGAAAAAAAGUCGAAAAAAGAUUGAUGUUUGUAUGAAAUAGAUAUGGAGAAAAUAUUAAGUAAAAGCCCUGGAAACGUGGAUGGUGAAAACGCAAUAAUUGUUAUAUUAGUACGAUGAAGAAGGUGGCAGAACAUGUGCAGAAGCUAGAGCAGGAGAGCUAAUAUAAAAGUGCUGAAUGGGACGAAAGGUGUCCGAUGGGCUAUAAAGUCCAUAAGCUAAUUAAUUAAAGUAUAUGAAAUCGAGACAGGUGGAGCAGGAUAAACAGCCACAUUCAGUUCGGUGGUUGAUCCCCGUACUGUCUAAACUUUCAACACACACACACAAACCCUCAUAGUCACUCACUGACAUACUCAUUGCAAGCUGGGUAAACAUGGAAAUACAUAAAACAAUUGAACGUCGACAUUUGUGAGGUUCGACGAUUCCCUGUGCAUUCAAGUUCAGGCUAUAAGAUUCAUAUACCAAUAGCAAGGAUAUAUAGCAUCGACACAAACUUCCCAUUUUCACUACGAAUUUGGGCAGCAUUUGGGAAAGAUGAAACUCUUCUACUCAUAGCACGUACACACAUACACACAAACGUGAACAGAAACUCAAUGAAAUUACACUCAAGCGGAUGGGAGCGUUUCGGGGAAGUAAAAAAUCACAACUUUUACACCUUUAACCGGAACAGGUAACCACACGCAAAUAUGCACACGAUCAUCACGUCACACAUCGUUUCACAUUGUGCGAUAAUAAUGGCAACGCAGCAAAAUAUUCUCACCUUCCUCCCCCCAAAAAACCUUCUCACCAUAAGCAAAUUUCACGUUAUUUUAAGCGAAUCUUACGAUACCACAAAACGAUUCAACUCAUGAAACUCAACCAAAUUAAGAAAAAACAAUGUAGGACAGGAGAAAAGAGAAGGGAUACAUCUUUAGUCAUACAUUCAAACGUAAAAAAAGAAGGAAAGAAACAGAAACAACAGCAAACCAAAAAUAAACAACAACAAAAAAUCACACUUGUAAAAUAUUAUAAAUAUAUAAUUAUGACGAAGUGACGGAUGGAAAACGGGAAAAUUAAAAGCAUUAAAACAAGAAAAAGAAGAAGCGGGGAAAAAUAAAAAAAAGAAAAUUCAUCGAGCGGAUGAACGUUUAGGUUAAUAGUAUGGAAGGAUCCCGUGCAAGGUAAUAGAUAAAGUAAACAGGAGAAUUCAACAAAAAAACAGAAGAAGCAGAAGCAGAAACAUAAAUAGCAAACCAAACGAUGAUUAACAAAGCAAAACAGAACAAAAAUUACGUGAAGGUAAAAGUAAUAACAACAGCAGGAUUAUAAAAAAUGGAAAGCAAAUGGUAAAAGAAUUCCCCCAAAAAAAACAACACACACACAAGCAAGCGAAGAUGCAACGCGGAGGGAGAAAGAAACAAAUCUUAGUUAAAUAUAAAUUAUAUUAAAAUUUAAAUUAAAUAAUUGAAGGAAAAAAAGUAAAACAAAUAUUUAAAAAUACUAUGAUAAUAAAUUACAAUUAUUAUAAAUUAAUUUUUAUCAUAACUGAACAAAAGCAGGCACGUGCAGUUAUAGAUGGGCCACAAAACCGUGCAAGUAAAACACGCCCCUGCAGACAACUGUUCCGCGGGCAUGUGUUGAAAUGCGGAAAUCUGUGCGGUCUAGGAAAGCUCUAGGGUAACUUUUUGCCAAGUCUGUCUGUCUGUCUGUCUCGUGGCGGACACAGUACUCACCCGCGCGUGAGCCUUGUUUGAGUCGGAUUCUGCACGCAGCAGAAUCAUCAUUUGCCUGGUCAAACUACCUUUUUAGAGUCCAAACCGGAAGGGUAUCAUACGUGGGGGGACACCAAAAUACACACACACUUACACAUACAUAUAUACACACACACAAACACACCAUGAGGGGCGUAACAAGGACAAGUUAAGACAUAAAUAAGUAAGCACCAACAAAUCUGUGCCGUGUUUGUGCGAUCAAGCCGAACGCAUCAAGCGCAUAAAAGUAUCUGUUUCUCUCUCUCCCAUCUGAUAAGCGAAUGUAAGAAAACCAAACACACACAGAAAUACAGCAAGAAGAAAAUAGGGAAGCAAACAACAUAAGAAAACAAAACCAAAAAAACAAAAAGGUAAGAAACAAAACAUUUUCUCUAACUCUAAUGCUAAAUAAUGUAACGUUUAAAACCACAUCCCAGCAAAACAAACCCAAAAACCCAAAAUGAAAAAUAAUAACAAAAAAUGGCAAACCAUACCGUACCGCGCAUUAAAAAAAACACUCUAUACUGCAAAAAAAUGCCUGAUAUGUGAAGGAGAAAUGGGAGAACAAAAAUAAACAAAAGGAAAGCAAGAAACAAACGAAUAAAACGCUAAAAACCCCACAAUUUUUCUUCUAACAAUAACUUGCAAGAGGAAAUCUAUCUGAAAUAAAACAACAGCUAACAAAAGGUAAAACAACAACCAAACAAACAUAAUACACGCAUACACACACUUCCUCACAUACAAACUUACGGAAUGAAACAAAUACAAGACGAAACAAAUAACAAAAUGAACAAAUACAAUUAACAAUUGUGAAUUAUGAUGAUUAUUACAAUUAUUGCUAGCUAGUAAAAGCAGAAAGAAUCCAGAUACCGCUCACAGAGGUAAAACAAAAAGGUACCAUGGUACUCAUGGAAAAUAAGUAAAAGAAAAAAAAGGAGGAAAAAACACAAAAACAAUUCGAUACAUGGAGAUACAUUUACGGGAGCGCAUGCACACUUAAAACAUAUUCUACUUUUAUUAAGCAAAAAAAAAACAAACAAAAUGAAAGUAAGCAAGUCCCCACCAACCAAGCAAAACGAAAAAACAA
Anopheles funestus (African malaria mosquito) is the source of this 8245-nucleotide messenger RNA. It is a transcript of the gene Rbp6, whose product is annotated as RNA-binding protein Musashi homolog Rbp6. The record is from RefSeq and is a predicted model, not a curated record. Lineage: Eukaryota; Metazoa; Arthropoda; Insecta; Diptera; Culicidae. Gene Ontology annotation, cellular component: cytoplasm. The transcript is spliced from 16 exons. Gene Ontology annotation, molecular function: RNA binding. Bases 946 to 2124 code for a protein of 392 amino acids.